AUGCUGAAGGAGAACUACCGCAGUAUUAUUAGCUUUGUUGCUUGGGGUUGCACCCGAUAUCUGACGCUGCGCCCGGUAGUGGAGUGGGGAAGCAGCAUUGAGGGACUGCCUUGUGAUUCGGAAUCAGAUGAAGCAGAGGAAGACUGCCGUUUUUGUUUGAUGACGUUGCAGGGAGGCAAGAAGAAGCCUUUGAAGGCCCCCAAAAAGGACUCGAUUGAGUUUGAAGAAGAUAAGGACUUCAAGCAGAAGCAAGCCCAAAUAAAGAAGGAGGAGGAAGCUGCUAGGAAGGCUUUGUUGGCGAAGGCAGCGGCUAAGAAGAAGUGA
This is a messenger RNA of Eimeria maxima, 324 nucleotides long. RefSeq lists its product as hypothetical. The record is from RefSeq and is a predicted model, not a curated record. Bases 1 to 324 code for a protein of 107 amino acids. NCBI's taxonomy places the organism in Eukaryota, Apicomplexa, Conoidasida, Eucoccidiorida, Eimeriidae. The transcript is spliced from 3 exons.